Botrytis byssoidea is the source of this 4992-nucleotide messenger RNA. RefSeq lists its product as uncharacterized. The record is from RefSeq and is a predicted model, not a curated record. The transcript has 3 exons. NCBI's taxonomy places the organism in Eukaryota, Fungi, Ascomycota, Leotiomycetes, Helotiales, Sclerotiniaceae. Bases 1 to 4992 code for a protein of 1663 amino acids.
AUGUUUUCAUCGUCUCUAGGGACGGCCCUCGUUGGGGCAGUCCUUGCUACAAACGUAGCAGCAUAUCCACCAGCUUAUGCACCUGAAAAGUAUUCUGAUCGUAUAGAUGUCGUCCACACCGGUAUCUCUACUGUUGUACACUCUGGUGUUUCUGCAAGACACACAUCCCACAAGCAGCUUUGCAGCCAUGACAUUGGCUGCUCGAGACAGAAUGAGGUCUUGUUAGAUACUGGAGUCAGUGCCGCGUUAGAUGUAUUUGGUCUUCUUGACCUCGGUCUUGGUGCAGAUAUCGGAAUCAGCUUUGGAAGUGCAUCAGGAUGCCAGAUCAAGUGUGUUGAUUGUCGAACAUGGGGUACAGCCGUCGUCACCAACACCGUGGCCGAAAUCUCCGGCAAUAUUAUCGAAGAGGUGCUCGAGUUCUUGGAACGCCCUUACGAAACCAUUGUUGAGGCCGCAAGCUUGGAAUGUUUGAUUUCUCUGGAGGAUGUUGGAGGACACAUCGAACUCAAUGUUUUCGCCGCUGAAUCCGCCACUUACACUCUCAAUAUUUUCGAAGCUGGUCUUAUUGCUGAUGUUUCUAUCCUCGAUACUGUCUCGGUUGGCUUGAACGUUUUCCUCGAUUUGGUUAUCUCCGUUGAUGCUCAAGUCGAUCUCUCUGCUGGUUUCGAAUUCUCCUUCCCAGAAGGCGCUUCCCUUACUGUUGACCUCUUGGCCGGUGCUAUCAAGGACUAUAACUUCGACGGAGCUGUCAUGAAUGACCUUCCUAUCGUUGUCCUUGCUGGUGAAGCCACAUUGCAAGCUUCCAUUCGCUGCAGAGUUGAGGCUGGUACUACCGUCUCUCUCUUGGGCAUUGGCUACGGCUUUGAACUUGGUGUCUAUGCCGAUUUGCUUCAAUAUGUCACUGAAAUUGGUAGCACCGAUGAUUGUCCACUUUCUAUCUCGGGUGCAGUCGAUGUUAACAUUGGUGCAUAUGCUGCUUCCGUUGCAAACAUCGACUUUGCUGCAUUCGAGAUUGCUCCAACUGCCGCUAUUACUGUGAAUGCUGGUGCCCUAGCUGCUAUUUGCACCACUAGACCAACUUCCACCAGAGUAUUGGGUGCUAUUUCCACUGGAUCUGCUUCCAGUGGCUCUGAUUCCACUGGCUCCGGUUCCAGCAAUUCGGCUUCCAGUGGCUCGGGUUCUGAUUCCGGUGCAUCAGCCUCUGACUCUGGCUCCGCCCCAUCUGGAACUGGACAUUUCUCGAAUGGCACUGUGCUAACUGCUUCCCGACCAUCCGGUGCUUCCGCCACUGGAUCAUUGAUCGGUACCAUUACUAGUGCAGCAUCUUUGACCACAUCUACAGCUUAUGCUACCCAAGUUACUACCAUUACUAGCUGUGCUUCAAAUGUUAUCCAUUGCCCAGCAUCCCUUGCAGGUACCACAGUUGUUACUCAAACCGUUAUCGAUUAUACUACCGUUUGCCCAGUUACUGAGGCUGGUAACACCGCGUCAGGAGCAAUUCCAUCAAGCUUGCCAUCCCUUACUACUUCGGCCAAUACCAAUGUUGCCCCGUCAUCUAUCCCUGGCACAAUCAUUCUUACCUCAGUUGCAUCAGCAAGCCCAUCUACUUUCGACGUCCCAAGCUCAACUCCUAUCGCUGUCGUUCCCGUCGGCACUGGAGCUUCAACCACUAACUUGGCAUCCAUCACCUCCGCCUUGUCCAGUGAACUCUCGGGCUCUUCUCCAUCAAGUACGAUUGGUUCCGGAAGUAAUGCUGCUUCAGCUCCUACCCCAAGCAGUACCGGAGAACUCAGCGGUGAGACCACCUCCCCAAGUGGUUCAUCCCCAAGUGCCUCUGGAUCAAACGGUUCAUCCCCAUCAAGCUCUAUCGCAACUGGCUCAUCCCCAAGCGCAUCUGGCUCUGGAAACUCUGGAAGUGACUCAUACCCAAGUGGUUCUCCAUCUGGAAGUGGAGCCUAUCCAAGUGCUUCGGGACCAAACGGUUCAUCCCCAAGUGCCUCAGGAUCAGAAAAUGGUUCGUCUCCAUCUGGCACCGCCGCUGCUUCUGUUCCAUGUGUUUCGUCAGGUGCUCUUCUCUCCGGUCAAACUGCUUGCCCAGUUUCUGGCUCUACUCCAGCUCAAACCAGCACUGGUGAACUCAGCGGACUUUCCACCGUCCCAGCUGGAUCUUCUCCAUCAUCUGUCGCUUCCGGUUCGUCCCCAAGUGCAUCUAACGGAGCUUAUCCAUCAGGAUCAACUGGACCAUCUGGAUCUUCUCCCAAUGCUUCUUCAGGCUCAAACCAACCUUCUGCCAGUGGUUCAUUGCCAGCCGUUUCUUCCAAUGGAUCUUCUCCAUCUGAAUCUGCCAACAUCUCAAGCCCAUCUGGUACUACCGAUUCCAGUGGCGCUAGUGUUACUGGAGGCUCUUCUCCAUCUGCCUCCUCAUCCGAAACUGUUUACACAACCGUUAUCGUCGAUUCAUACACUACUGUUUGCCCUGUUACCAUGACACAAACUAGUGAAGGUGUAACAAGUGUUUUGACCACUUCUACCAUUUCAACUGUCUACAGCUCUUCCACCAUGACUGCCACCAAGACUGUUGUCGUGAAGCCAUCUGGUUCAUCUCCAUCUGAAUCCGCUCAAGUCACUGGCCCAGCUGUUUCUUCACCAGGAUUCUCAUCCGAGACUGUUUACACUACCGUUAUCGUUGAUUCAUACACUACAAUCUGCCCAGUUACUUUGACUCAAACCAAUGGCGGAACCACCAGCGUUUUGACUACUUCUAGCACCUCCACAGUCUACAGCUCGUCAACCGCUACCGGUACACGUACUAUCACUGUUGCACCUUCCGCAACUUCCGAUUCUGAGGGUGCUAGUGUCGUUCCAUCUGGUUCUGCUCAAGUUACUGGCCCAGCUGUCUCUUCCCCAGUUCAAUCUUCCGAGACUGUCUACACUACCGUCAUUGUUGACUCUUACACCACUAUCUGCCCAGUUACUUUGACUCAAACUACUGGAGGAGCCACCAGCGUUUUGACUACUUCUAGCAUCUCCACUGUUUACAGCACCUCCACCCUUGUUGGUACUAGCACUGUUGUCGUGACCCCAGUAGCCUCCGCUCCAGCAAGCUCUGCUCCAGCAGGCUCCGCCCCAGCUGUCUCUUCUCCAGCUCAAUCUUCCGAAACUGUCUACACAACUGUCGUCGUCGACUCUUACACUACAGUUUGCCCAGUAACUCUCACCCACACCAGCCAAGGUACAACCAGCUUUGAGACAACCACCAGCUUGUCCACUGUUUACAGCACUUCCACUCAUGUUGGUACUAGCACUGUUGUCGUAACCCCAGCACCAUCGUCAACAGGAUCUGCUGAUGCAUGCUCCGAGACCUGCACCACUGAGUACAACACUUGUCGAAGUGCUUCAGGUGCAAACCGAGCCACUUGUGCUUCUGACUAUGCAUCGUGCCUCGGAUAUUCUCCGUUUGAUAGCAACGGAUCAUUGGUCACUCCAACUGCCUGCUCUUCUGGACCAUCGGCACCAGCAUCAUCUGCCCCAAUAGCCUCCGCUCCAGCAAGCUCUGCUCCAGCGUCAUCUGCUCCAGCGUCAUCUGCUCCAGUAGCCUCCGCUCCAGCAAGCUCUGCUCCAGCAAGCUCUGCUCCAGCGUCAUCUGCUCCAGUAGCCUCCGCUCCAGCAAGCUCUGCUCCAGCGUCAUCUGCUCCAGUAGCCUCCGCCCCAGCAAGCUCUGCCCCAGCUGUUUCCCAAGGUGUGUCUACCGAACAAAUUUACAGCACAGUCUCCGUCCAAUCAUACGUCACUGUCUACCCAGUCACUUUGACCCAGACCAACGGAGGAGUCACCAGUCUUGAGACAACAACAAGCUUUGCGACAAUUUUCCAGUCUUCCACCAUCUAUGCCACUAGAACAGUUGCCGUUCAAACACAAGGAACUUCUUCCCCAAGCGGUUCUGUCGUUGUUCCACAAGGUAGCGCACAAGCAUCCGGGCCAGCCCCAUCAUCUACUUUUGAUAAUUCUGGUGUCACUGCUCCAUCUCCAGCUGCCUCUGUGGUUUCCAGCAACGGUGUCCCUGCCCCUGUCGCUUCUACUCCAGCUUCUACACAAACUGGAUCUAACUCUGGAAACUCUGGAAAUGGAUCACCAUCUGUUGUUGCAAGUUUGAGUGCCACAACCGGUAGCCCAUCCUCCGCUAUCAACACUAACAGUGGAGAUAUGGUUUACAGCACUGUGACAGUUGUUCCCGUUGCUAGUCAAGCAGUCAGCUCAGCUCAAGGCUUGACCACACCUGCACCAGCAACUGGUUCCUCUCAACCAUUGACUUCUGCCAUUGGUGUAUCUGGAAGUGCAGGUUCUGAAGAAUGUGCUCAACCAUCUGUUAUCACCAUUUCCGCUUCUCCUUCUAUUCUCACUGUUACUCAAUCUGCAUCCGUCAUUACCAUCAUUCAAACUGCCGGUGCUAGCUCUCCAUCUGGUGUUGCUUACCCAGGGUCCCCUGAGAACUCCACCGUCUCUGGUCUCCCAGGUAAGGCUGUUUCAGUCUCAUCCGCUGAGGGUAUCACCAUCGCUUCAUCGACUAUGAUUGUUCCAGGUUCAGGUGCAUCAUCCACCAUCGUUGUACCAGGAGCUAUUCUCCCCACUGGAUCUCAAGUCUACCCAGUUGGAUCAUCCACUGUUGUUGUACCAGGAAAUGCUGCCCCUACUGGAUCUGCAUCUGAAGUAUACCCAGUUGGUUCAUCCACUGUUGUUGUACCAGGAGUUGUUGCCCCUACUGGAUCUCCAGUCUACCCAGUUGGCUCAUCCAACAACGGUACCUCUGGAACUUAUGCUAGUGGAACUGGCAUCAACAAACCCACUCAACCAACCUCUUCCGUCACUGGCAUCACUGCCGCCAGUGGAUCAGCAACUGCAUCCCCAAGCAUGAUUGUCACUGGAUCUGCUAGCCGUUCUAGCAUCUCCAUGGGAUUGAUUGCUGUCAUUAUGGGCGCUGUCGCUCUCUUGUAA